GAAAACUCAGGGAGUAUCAAUCCAAUUGUUUCAAUCAUGUCUCUCACUGAUGACCAAGUCAACGCCGAACUUCGCAAGAUGAAGGCCUUCAUCGAGAAGGAAGCUCAAGAAAAAGCUAAGGAAAUUAAGUUGAAAGCCGACGAAGAAUAUGAAAUUGAAAAGGCUUCCAUCGUCAGAUCUGAAACUGCUGCUAUUGAUGCUGCCUACGAACAGAAAUUCAAGAAGGCUUCUUUGGCCCAGCAAAUCACCAAGUCCACUAUUGCCAACAAGACCAGAUUAAGAAUUUUGGCUACUAAGGAAGAAGUGUUGGACCAAAUCUUCGACGAAGCUAAAACCCAGUUGAAUAAAAUAAGUGCUAACAAAGGUGAAUAUAAGGCUGCCUUCGUGGGUUUGAUUGAAGAAGGUUUGUUUACCUUAUUAGAAGAAGAAGUCACCAUCAAGGUUAGAGAAGCCGACUUGUCAUUAGCUAAGGAAGUUGUCGACGAAGUCACCAAGGACUUUGAAGAAAAGGCCAAAUUCCCUAUUAAAGUCUUCGUCGACGAAUCAGACUUCUUGAGCAAAGACUGUGCUGGUGGAGUGGUUGUUAUCAACAAGAAUGGAAAGAUUGAAGUUAACAAUACAUUGGACGAAAGAUUGAAGUUGUUAUCUGAAGAAGCGUUACCAGGUCUUAGAUUAGAAUUGUUUGGUAUUUCUGAAACCAGAAAGUAUUUUGAUUAAGUCUCCAUUGUCAAUUGCCAAUAUUCACUUCUUCUCCUCCAUUUCAUUUAUAUGUCGUAAUUCUCUCCACAUAUAGUAUUUCAAUACAUUUGACUCCAGAUGUUGUUCGCACUCAGUUCCAAAUAUAAAAGACUUCACAGG
This is a messenger RNA of Yamadazyma tenuis ATCC 10573, 858 nucleotides long. RefSeq names its product H(+)-transporting V1 sector ATPase subunit E (gene VMA4). Lineage: Eukaryota; Fungi; Ascomycota; Pichiomycetes; Serinales; Debaryomycetaceae. Gene Ontology annotation, cellular component: proton-transporting two-sector ATPase complex, catalytic domain. Gene Ontology annotation, molecular function: proton-transporting ATPase activity, rotational mechanism. The record is from RefSeq and is a predicted model, not a curated record. Gene Ontology annotation, biological process: proton transmembrane transport.